This is a messenger RNA of Racocetra fulgida, 225 nucleotides long. The record is from the annotation of a GenBank genome assembly. NCBI's taxonomy places the organism in Eukaryota, Fungi, Glomeromycota, Glomeromycetes, Diversisporales, Gigasporaceae.
AUGAUUCAUAAAAAUAUUCAAAAAUUAAUUACUGAUUUGGAUGAUUUAAUUGAUAAUACUAAUACCAAUACUAUAUCUUUAAUGGAAAUUAAUUCUUUAAGCAGAUCAAUAAAUUUAAAUCAAGAUUUGAAUUUGAAUAAUGAAAACCAAGAAAUAGUAAAUUAUAAUAUCACUGAACCAGAUAAUAAAAGUCAAGAAAUAGUAAGUUGUAAUAAUACAAAGUAA